CGAAGCAGAUCCCGGAAGCGGAAGCGCAGCGCACUUCCGGUGCGCAGCAGGCGGCCAUGUUGGAGCAGCGGAGGCGGCGCAGAGGCGCGUCCUGGGUCCCCGCGGCGGCGCCGGUGCUGAGCACUGGUUUGCGGAUACCCAGGGAAGUCUGCAGUGCCUAAUGCCAUGAGCGUGGUGGUGCAGCAUGUGGAGGAGAAAGCUGUGCACUCCUGGUCACGGAUCUCCACGGCAGGGAAGAAGGCCUUGGAGGAGGCACUGCAUGUCUUUAACCCCAUGAGCCAGGAUCUCAGUGCCACUGAGGCCCAGCUUGUGGCCUUCCUACAGGGCCUGCGGGAAGAUGGCUUUCAACCGACCAUUCUGCGCAGUGGUGAUGUCUAUGGCUACAGUUCAUGCACAGCUAAUCCCCCAAGCCAGACGAAGCUGCAAGCUCGUGCCCCAACCCCAGCUACCACUUCACCUCCAGUUAGUGCUCCUCGAACUAAAAUGCGUCUGCCUGCAGGACAGGCCACGCUGCUUCCCAUGCCUCUGUCUGGCAGGCUGGCCAAAGCAUCCACUCCAGCCCUCACAAAGCAUGCCACCACCAACCUGUUACUGAGCUCCCUGAAGCAGUCAAGUGCCAGUCGUGCCCAGGGUGCUGCAGUGGGCUUCCCAGCCCGCCUCUAUCCAGGUGUCUACCCUGCCAUGCGACUCUCUGUUGUCCUUGAGGCCCUGGUUCCACUCAAGACCCCCAUGCCCUGCUUGGGUGCCAAGCACAAGACACAGUCAUUGCAACUCUCAUUUUCAGAUUCUCCUCUGAAGCUGCAAAAAGGUGCAGGGAAAAGGUCAGGGAACCCCCAAUCCAAAGCUCCUAGAAAAGCCACAGGCAGGGGUCCCAAGUGUCUGACAGGCAGAGGUCCCAGGGCUGGAUGCCGACAAGGCCCUGGACCUCAAAACAAAACCCACAAAGCCACUAGGUUCCUUGGUGGCCAGCACAUGAAAAGUGGUUCUGCCCUGAGCACCAAAAUAGCCUGGUCCAAGGAAGCUCUGUCACUGGCCAGAGCAGCCCAUGCCCAGGCCAAGGUAGCUCAAAUACAGGCUAAAGCUGUCAAGGCCAAGAGAGACAGGAUCAGGGCCAACGUCAAGGCAGCCAGGAUCGGGGCCAGGGCCAAUGCAGUGCAGGCUAAGGCUAAAGCAAUACGGGCCAGGGCCGAAGCCAAGGCAGCACAGGCCAAGGCCAAGAUGUCUCAGACCCCACCCAGGGCUAGGGGCAGUGGCAGGCCACAGGGGUCUGUUCAGGCCAGGACUGCCAAGAGGGGUCAGAAAGUCCACCCCGAGACUGUGGGACAAAAAAGGAAAAGAGAUGAGGAAGCAAAGGAUCUUCCACCCGGGAAGAGAAUACGGCGAGGGCCUCAGUCCCCUAAGGCCAGGCGAGGGCAUGGAACAGCAAAACUGCUGAAGUUCUGGGCUAUCAAGGUGGACAGGCAGUCCUCGGAUGAUGAGGUGCGGCAGCAAGCUCAGCGGAUCCUUUGCGUGAACCUGUCCCCUGUAAUACAGCUCCAGCCGUUGCUGCCAGACUCAACAUCUACCCUGACUCCUUCACAGAGUAAUGUUUGGGGAAACUGAGCUCAGCUGUUCGGCGAGUGGCUCUAUAUGCACUGCCCAUGGAUUCCACAACCCCAAGGACUCCGGGUGCCUCUUCAGGACUCUGGCGGCCAUCAGCCUUCUUUCCGAGACUGGAGAA
Sorex fumeus (smoky shrew) is the source of this 1720-nucleotide messenger RNA. It is a transcript of the gene CCDC71, whose product is annotated as coiled-coil domain containing 71. The transcript is spliced from 2 exons. Lineage: Eukaryota; Metazoa; Chordata; Mammalia; Eulipotyphla; Soricidae. The record is from RefSeq and is a predicted model, not a curated record. The coding region runs from base 166 to 1602 and encodes 478 amino acids.